Molecule: messenger RNA, 1542 nt
Organism: Lodderomyces parapsilosis
Lineage: Eukaryota; Fungi; Ascomycota; Pichiomycetes; Serinales; Debaryomycetaceae
Product: rRNA-processing protein
Exons: 1
Coding region: 1-1542 (513 amino acids)
Biological process (GO): maturation of SSU-rRNA from tricistronic rRNA transcript (SSU-rRNA, 5.8S rRNA, LSU-rRNA)
Cellular component (GO): nucleus; nucleolus
Source: RefSeq, a predicted model, not a curated record
AUGGCCAAAAAAACACUUGCCGACGAGAUAUCUAGAUUUUAUGAACCCAAUAAUGAGUUCGAUAUAGAAGACUUCGAUAACGGUUCAUCAAGCAAGGAUGUAUUUCAGCAUGAAGAGAAUGAAUCGUCUGAAGAGGAAUUGUCAGAUGAUGAAUUAAAGAACGACCAUUAUGUUGCUACAUCAAAAUCGAAGUUACGAAGUCAACAGGGACCAAAUUUGGGUCAAAAGUAUACAGGAGAUGUGGUGAGUAGAGAUGAUAUUUACAACUCUUCUCAGGAUAGCGGUGACGCAGAAGAGGAAGAAGAAGCAGAGGAAGAGGCGGACCAAACUUCAAGUCAAGAAGAACCAGAAGACGCAAAUGAGCUCGGUGGGAAUAGUGAUGUUUCAGAUGAAAGUAGUGCCUCACAGUCAGACUCAGACAGUGAUGAAUCUGGAUUCGGGGAGAAAAGUCAAGGGAAACAAGCUAAUGGUAAACCAACACAUCAAAAGGAAUUGGUGAAGCAGCUUUUGUCAAAGGAAAGAUCACACUUGGUCAACAGGCUAUCUCAGUCUGCAAUGAACGAUACAUUGAAAGGAUAUGCCGUCAAACAGCAGCACAAGACUUAUGAAAAAUUGGUCGAUGUGAGGAUCAAGUUUCAAAAGGCAGUCAAUAGUGCUAAUCAACUACCGAUUAAUAUCACUACCUAUGAUGAAUACAAGACCGAGGAGAGUGAUGGUCUACUCAACAAUGCAAAACAAGCUUUGUAUGGGUUAUUGAAAAAUGUGCUUCUGUUGAGAUCACAAUUGGGAAGCACAAACAUCACCCCGCCUAAAAAGAGAUCAUUUGAAGCAAUGUCAAAAGCAACUGAAACUGCCGAUGGAGAUUUAACAAUUCAACGUGCAAGUAUUUUAAAUAAAUGGUCUUUUAAAGUCCAAAACUCAUCGGGAAACUCCGCCAUGAAUGCCAACAAGUUCAAGACUAUCAACCAAUCGUUCGAGCAACAGGUGAAGAACAACUUAUCCGAUAUGGAAAGACUAAUCAAGAGGACUAAACUAAACAGAAAGCAAGCUGUACCACUAGGCUACAUUGAAGAAGCAGAAGAGAAGGUUGUCACUUCUGGCCCCCAAGAUGACGACGAAGUUGGCGAAGAAUUAACACCACGUAAAAAGGCACAGGGUCAAGAAAACCCCUAUAUAUUUGAUGAUGAAGAUUUCUAUCGUGUCUUGUUGAAUGACUUGGUCGAUAAAAAAGUGCAAUCUUCCGAUCCAACAUCCAACAUCACCAUAAUCAGGUCAGCACAAAAGGCAAACAAGUUGAAGAACAAUGUUGACACUAAAGCAUCGAAGGGAAGAAAGUUGAGAUUCCAUGUGCAGGAACAAAUUGCUAAUUUUGAAACUUCUACUGGUGGUUGGAAGUGGAGUGAUGAUCAGAUUGACGAGUUUUUUGCAUCAUUGUUAGGCCAAAAGGUGAAUAUGAAUGAAGAUGAAGUAGAGGAGGACGAGGAGGAAUUUUCAGAAAGGGAAAUUGAGGCGGAGUCCAAUGGUAUACGACUCUUUGGUUGA